AUGUCACACUCCCACUCCCACGACCACGGCAUGAGCCAUUCCCACGAUGACCCCUUCAACGGCCACGGCCACUCCCACGAGAUCCUCGACGGGCCGGGCUCAUACCUGCAGCGCGAGAUGCCAUUGAUUGAAGGCCGCGACUGGAAGGACCGCGCCUUUACCAUUGGUAUUGGGGGACCAGUCGGAUCCGGCAAGACGGCGCUGAUGCUCGCGCUGUGCCAUGCCCUGCGAGAUGAAUAUAAUAUUGCCGCUGUGACGAAUGAUAUUUUCACGCGCGAAGACGCCGAGUUCCUCACGCGGCACAAAGCCCUCUCGCCCAGCCGCAUCCGCGCCAUCGAGACAGGCGGAUGUCCGCACGCCGCCGUCCGCGAGGACAUCAGCGCGAACCUACUCGCCCUGCAGACGCUCCAGAAGCAGUUCCAGACGGAUCUGCUGCUCAUUGAGUCUGGGGGGGAUAACCUCGCUGCGAACUACUCGCGCGAGCUGGCGGAUUUCAUCAUCUAUGUGAUUGAUGUAGCGGGGGGUGAUAAGGUGCCCCGUAAGGGCGGGCCGGGGAUUACGGGCUCGGAUCUGCUGGUUGUGAAUAAGAUUGAUCUUGCUGAGGCGGUGGGGGCGGAUUUGAAGGUUAUGGAGCGGGAUGCGGCGAAGAUGAGGGAGGGGGGGCCGACGGUUUUCGCGGUGGUCAAGCAUGGGAAGGGGGUGGAUCAUAUUGUGAAUUUGAUUCUCAGUGCGUGGAAGGCGAGCGGGGCGUAUGAGGUUAGUCUGGAGAGGUGGAAGAAUGGGGCGCCGAAGAAUUCGGGGAGUGUGGACGAAUGA
Aspergillus fischeri NRRL 181 is the source of this 816-nucleotide messenger RNA. RefSeq names its product urease accessory protein UreG. The record is from RefSeq and is a predicted model, not a curated record. The transcript has 3 exons. Lineage: Eukaryota; Fungi; Ascomycota; Eurotiomycetes; Eurotiales; Aspergillaceae. The coding region runs from base 1 to 816 and encodes 271 amino acids. Gene Ontology annotation, molecular function: GTPase activity; nickel cation binding.